Zophobas morio is the source of this 912-nucleotide messenger RNA. Its product is annotated as protein big brother-like. Gene Ontology annotation, molecular function: transcription coactivator activity; sequence-specific DNA binding. Gene Ontology annotation, cellular component: nucleus; core-binding factor complex. NCBI's taxonomy places the organism in Eukaryota, Metazoa, Arthropoda, Insecta, Coleoptera, Tenebrionidae. Gene Ontology annotation, biological process: regulation of transcription by RNA polymerase II. The record is from RefSeq and is a predicted model, not a curated record. The coding region runs from base 62 to 760 and encodes 232 amino acids. The transcript is spliced from 5 exons.
UGCCGCUGCAACCGCUGUCGAGUGAGGUUAUACCGGACCGUGCCCAGUUCUUACGUAGGUUAUGCACUCCAUGAACGACCCCACGUCCGCCCUGGCCGGGAUGCUGCCCUUCGACUCCAUCGGCCUGUACGAGCAGCCUAAGCCUAGGUUCAUCUUCAAGAUGCCCCGGGUGGUGCCGGACCAGAAGAGCAAGUUCGAGUCCGACGAGCUGUUCCGGAGGCUCAGCAGGGAGAGUGAGGUGCGCUACACCGGCUACCGAGACCGGCCCCAAGAAGAGCGCCAGGUGCGCUUCCAGAACGCCUGCAGGGAAGGACACACCGAGAUCGCCUUCGCCGCCACCGGCACCAACCUCCAGCUCGUCUUCACGCCGCCCACCACCGGAUACAUGCCCGACAAAGAGUGCGACUUCGAGAAGGAGCCCGGCAAGGUCCACAUCAAGGCCGCUUUUAUCAUGAACGGCGUCUGCGUGAGAUGGCGCGGUUGGCUGGACCUGGAGCGCCUCGACGGCGUCGGGUGCCUCGAGUACUGCGAAGAGCGAGCCGCCCAGGAAGACGCCCUUCUGCGGGAGCAGAUAGAACGAUACAACCAAAGGCUGCGGGAGUUCGAGGAUAAACAAAGGGGCUACCGCCAGCAGGAGCGGCCCGACCAAGAAUUAGAGUUGAGGAUGUCGAGCAACAUACACGGAGGGCACCACGGCCAUCACGGGGGGGUGUCGUCGAGAUGCCACGGGCCGCCGAGGAGCGAGCGUCGGAUGACCUAAUCCCGCCCCAGCCCUCAUCGUCGUUACUUGUGAUAUUAAUUUAAAUGUUAGUGUAUUUCUGUGUAUACGAUCCCCAACCCCGUUUCCCGAUUUCCCGACAUAUCUCGAUAAAUCCGUUCCAUCCGACCCGAUUUCACAGAAUUAUGUGCGCC